Molecule: messenger RNA, 949 nt
Organism: Thunnus maccoyii (southern bluefin tuna)
Lineage: Eukaryota; Metazoa; Chordata; Actinopteri; Scombriformes; Scombridae
Gene: sost
Product: sclerostin
Exons: 2
Coding region: 269-940 (223 amino acids)
Biological process (GO): ossification; negative regulation of BMP signaling pathway; negative regulation of Wnt signaling pathway
Molecular function (GO): BMP binding
Source: RefSeq, a predicted model, not a curated record
UCUUUUGCGCACGCAUCCAAACCUCUCCCCUCCUUCUUUCUCAAUGAAUUUUUCGCCCAGGUUCAACCCCUCCCACUUUGUGUAAGCGCUUAAUUGUCAGCCUUGACGAAAACUUGCGUAGGCUUAAAUACCGUGUGCGCCUCUUGCAUAGAGGGGUGGAACUGACCAACUUGUCCAAGCGGGCAUCUCUCUCUUGUCGUGUAAUUUUUUUUUUCCAACCUCCUCUCUCCUUGUGCGCUCGCUUUAUUUCUGCCGCCGACCGACAAGCAUGCAGGUGUCUCUGGCCCUCCUCGUCCCCAGCGCUGCGCUCCUGGUGCUCCAGGGAUGCUGCACCGCUGUGAAGGGAUGGAAGGUACUAAAAAAUGAUGCUACGGAGAUUUUACCGGAGUACAGAGAAAAUAGUCGGACACCCCAGGAGGCAACACUACAAGCGUCAAACGGCAGCAACAACAACAAUAACAACAACAACAACAACACUAUGAACAACAGGGCGAAGAACGGUGGAAGAGCUGCAAACACAGUUUCCUACAGUGCCUCGGAGCUGAGCUGUAGGGAGCUGCGUUCCACCCGUUACAUCACCGACGGAUCUUGCCGCAGUGCCAAGCCUGUCAAAGAGCUGGUGUGCUCGGGCCAGUGCAUGCCCGCACACCUCAUGCCAAACUCUAUCGUCCGCGGGAAGUGGUGGAGGAGCAGCGCCUCGGACUACCGCUGCAUCCCGGCUCACUCCCGGACACGGAGGGUCCAGCUGCAGUGUCCUAACGGCAACACUCGGACUUACAAAAUCCGUGUGGUCACCUCCUGCAAGUGCAAGCGCUUCAGGCCUCACCACAACCAAUCAGUGCCCAAGGAGGUGCCGAAGCCACAGCGCAACAAGAAACACAGUCGUUUGUCUCAAGAUCGGAGCAAGAACAACACGCCGUUGAUGGGCAACUCGUACUGAUGCUGCUCU